This is a messenger RNA of Oenanthe melanoleuca, 6851 nucleotides long. RefSeq names its product EPH receptor A7 (gene EPHA7). The transcript is spliced from 17 exons. The record is from RefSeq and is a predicted model, not a curated record. Gene Ontology annotation, biological process: axon guidance; cell surface receptor protein tyrosine kinase signaling pathway; protein phosphorylation. Lineage: Eukaryota; Metazoa; Chordata; Aves; Passeriformes; Muscicapidae. The coding region runs from base 228 to 3290 and encodes 1020 amino acids. Gene Ontology annotation, cellular component: plasma membrane; neuron projection. Gene Ontology annotation, molecular function: protein binding; ATP binding; transmembrane-ephrin receptor activity.
GGGCUGCAGUCGGGGCUGGCGGGCGGCCGGCCCGGUGCGGGAGCCGGCAGCGGCGCGGAGGCGGAGGAGGAGGCGGCGAAAGAGAAAGGCAGCCUGGAGGGAGGGAGCGCCGAGCCACAGACUAGCGCUGCAGAUCCUCCACCGUCCUCUCGCACCCACCAAGCGGCGGCAGUGGCAGUGUCUAGGAAUAGAGAGCUAGAAAUAUAAAAUCACCCCGCUCCAGCACCAUGGCUUUCCAAAGUAGGCUCCCUUCUUGGAUUAUUUUGUGCUCCGUCUGGCUGUUCCGCUUUGCACACACGGGGGAGGCACAGGCUGCAAAAGAAGUAAUAUUGCUGGACUCUAAAGCACAACAAACAGAGUUGGAAUGGAUUUCCUCUCCUCCCAAUGGGUGGGAAGAAAUUAGUGGACUGGAUGAAAACUACACUCCUAUACGAACAUACCAGGUAUGCCAGGUGAUGGAAUCAAACCAAAACAACUGGCUUCGGACUAACUGGAUUGCAAAAAGCAAUGCACAAAGGAUUUUUGUAGAACUGAAAUUCACUCUAAGGGAUUGUAACAGUCUUCCUGGAGUUCUGGGGACUUGUAAAGAAACUUUUAACUUGUAUUACUAUGAAACAGACUACGACACUGGCAGGAAUAUCCGAGAAAACCAAUAUGUAAAAAUAGACACUAUUGCAGCAGAUGAAAGUUUUACCCAGGGUGAUCUUGGGGAGAGAAAAAUGAAACUUAACACAGAGGUGAGAGAAAUUGGACCUUUGUCCAAAAAAGGAUUCUAUCUUGCGUUUCAGGACGUAGGGGCCUGCAUUGCUUUGGUCUCUGUCAAAGUCUACUACAAGAAGUGCUGGUCCAUCAUUGAGAACUUAGCUAUUUUUCCCGACACAGUGACUGGCUCAGAGUUUUCCUCUCUAGUUGAAGUGCGAGGAACUUGUGUCAGCAGCGCGGAGGAGGAGGCGGAGAACUCGCCGAAGAUGCACUGUAGCGCGGAGGGAGAAUGGUUAGUGCCUAUUGGAAAGUGUAUCUGCAAAGCAGGAUUCCAGCAGAAAGGAGACACGUGUGAACCUUGUGGCCGUGGGUUCUACAAAUCCUCCUCACAAGAUCUGCAGUGCUCCCGCUGCCCUACUCACAGCUUCUCUGACAAGGAGGGAUCUUCCAGAUGCGAGUGUGAAGAUAGCUAUUACAGAGCACCUUCUGAUCCACCAUAUGUCGCAUGCACAAGACCUCCAUCUGCACCACAGAACCUAAUUUUCAAUAUCAACCAGACUACUGUGAGUUUGGAGUGGAGUCCUCCUGCUGACAAUGGGGGAAGAAGCGAUGUGACCUACCGCAUUUUGUGCAAGAGGUGCAGCUGGGAGCAGGGCGAGUGUGUUCCCUGUGGGAGCAACAUUGGAUAUAUGCCCCAGCAAACUGGAUUAGUAGAUAACUAUGUCACUGUCAUGGACCUACUAGCUCAUGCUAACUACACCUUUGAAGUUGAAGCUGUGAACGGGGUUUCUGACUUGAGCCGUUCCCAGAGGCUUUUUGCAGCUGUCAGUAUUACCACCGGCCAAGCAGCUCCCUCGCAAGUUAGUGGUGUAAUGAAAGAAAGAGUGCUGCAGAGGAGCGUGGAGCUUUCCUGGCAGGAACCAGAACAUCCCAAUGGAGUCAUUACUGAAUAUGAAAUCAAGUAUUAUGAGAAAGAUCAAAGGGAGAGGACCUAUUCAACAGUGAAAACCAAGUCCACUUCAGCUUCUAUUAAUAACCUAAAGCCAGGAACAGUGUAUGUUUUCCAGAUUCGUGCUUUUACUGCUGCUGGUUAUGGAAAUUACAGCCCCAGACUAGAUGUUGCCACACUGGAAGAAGCCACAGCCACAGCUGUUUCCAGUGAGCAGAAUCCUGUUAUUAUCAUAGCUGUGGUUGCUGUGGCAGGAACAAUCAUCCUGGUCUUCAUGGUGUUUGGGUUCAUCAUCGGACGAAGGCAUUGUGGCUACAGCAAAGCGGAUCAAGAAGGGGAUGAAGAACUUUACUUUCAUUUUAAAUUUCCAGGCACCAAAACCUACAUUGACCCUGAAACCUACGAGGACCCAAAUAGAGCUGUCCAUCAAUUCGCCAAGGAGCUAGAUGCCUCCUGUAUUAAAAUUGAGCGUGUGAUUGGCGCAGGAGAAUUUGGUGAAGUGUGCAGUGGGCGCCUAAAGCUUCCUGGCAAGAGGGACGUUGCAGUAGCCAUAAAAACUCUGAAAGUUGGCUACACUGAAAAGCAGAGGAGAGAUUUCCUGUGUGAAGCAAGCAUCAUGGGGCAGUUUGACCAUCCCAACGUGGUUCACCUAGAAGGAGUUGUUACCAGAGGGAAACCAGUCAUGAUUGUAAUAGAAUACAUGGAGAAUGGGGCCUUAGAUGCAUUUCUUAGGAAACAUGAUGGGCAAUUUACUGUCAUUCAGCUAGUGGGAAUGUUGAGAGGAAUUGCUGCUGGAAUGAGAUAUUUGGCCGAUAUGGGAUAUGUACACAGGGAUCUUGCAGCACGCAAUAUUCUUGUCAACAGCAACCUUGUUUGUAAAGUAUCAGACUUUGGCCUUUCCAGAGUUAUAGAAGAUGAUCCAGAGGCUGUCUACACUACAACCGGUGGAAAAAUUCCAGUGAGAUGGACAGCUCCAGAAGCCAUUCAGUACCGCAAAUUUACAUCAGCCAGUGACGUGUGGAGUUAUGGAAUAGUUAUGUGGGAAGUAAUGUCUUAUGGAGAGCGGCCUUACUGGGACAUGUCAAAUCAAGAUGUUAUAAAAGCAAUCGAAGAAGGCUAUCGUUUGCCAGCACCCAUGGACUGCCCAGCAGGACUGCACCAGCUGAUGCUGGAUUGUUGGCAGAAGGAACGCGGUGAAAGGCCAAAGUUUGAGCAGAUAGUUGGCAUUCUGGACAAAAUGAUUAGAAAUCCAAACAGCUUGAAAACCCCACUGGGAACCUGUAGCAGACCAAUUAGCCCUCUUCUGGACCAGAACACUCCCGAUUUUACCACUUUCUGCUCCGUAGGCGAAUGGUUACAAGCUAUUAAGAUGGAAAGAUAUAAGGAUAAUUUCACAGCAGCAGGCUACAACUCUCUUGAAUCAGUUGCCAGGAUGACUAUUGAAAUCAAAAACAUGCCAGGUGCUUUGCAAAACAGAGAACAAGAAAAAUCCCUUUCCAGAAGAGAUGACAGCCUGAAUAGAAAUGGCAUAAUGGCAGGAGACAAAAGAAGCAGAAAGGGGAAGCAAAACAAGAGUUAUAACCAUAAGAUCAUGAGAUUGGUUUGGAGGCACAGUGAACGCUAUGAGGCAUUUUUUUAAAGCCGUAAGGACUGUAGUUGGGAUUAGAGAAUGGAAAUGUAGAAAAGAAGCAUGGAAAGGAAUGGAGAAGAAGGGAGGAACAGACUGGCAACAGGAGGAAGAGUAAACAGAGGUGUAUGGGAGAGGCCAGAACACACAUCUGACAAACUGAGGAUUAUGACUAAUGACAAGGAUGAAAGACCACAUCUGAAGAGCAUGAUGAUUUCAGGAGGAUGCGAAGCAGGACAUGGUGAUGCUGCUAGGGAGAGAAGAGCCAGCAAAGCUGCCCUGGAAGCCUGCCCUGGAAGCUCCUCACGCUAACAUAACCCUGCUUCCCCAUCUUCUUUCUAGCUCCCCUCUUAUACAUAAAAUAUGUAUAUAGAAGAGCAAAGGAGAAGGAGAAGCAGCUAAAUAAACUUUUCCAAAGAUCCUGCUGGGGAAGAAGUUUAAGCUGGGAUGAUACAGAUUUACUCCUACUGAUACUGCUCGUAGUAGCAAUAGGCAGAGAGCAUUCUGUUAGUCAUACUCCUGCAGAUGAAUCUAUGUGAGUCUUUGCCUCUGCUUACAAAUAGGCCCUGUUGAGAAAUACUCAGCAAAAAUUAUAAUGCUCCAGCCAAUCUGGGACAUUUUAAAAUGUCCUUUCAUUCUAGAACAGAAAGAAGCAGAAAUUAUACCACUCACAGUGAAAUGGAAACAGGAAAGAAGAAUAUUUUAACAGGUUUUUUUAAUGCUGAAAAUAAUCAUUUCAGUAUUACAGAAAAAAAAAAUAUAAGGGGGAUUUUUCUCAUUGUGAAAAAAUAAAUAUAUUUUAUAACCAUGGAAUUUCUGAUAAAAUUGGGAAUUAUUUUUAUUAUAUGGGACUGGUUUUUCUGGGUUUUUUUGUUUUUUUUUUUUUUUUUUGUUAUUUUAGAAAAUUGGUAUUUUUAGAAGGAAACAGGAAAAUUGGCAUGUUCGGUCUGUGAGACAUUUUAAAAUACCCUGACUUCCAAGGUAAGGAUUCUUCAGGAGUAAGAAAGCUGAAAAGUGGCCAGUCUAAUCUCUUCCUCACUUCCUUCUCCUCUGCUUCUGUGAUCAGACGUGUCUAAUGAUUAGUCUGCAAAGAGCAAAGCCAGUUUCUAUGUCUCCCUGAGAAAAGGCAUUUUGCCAACUACUUUAAGAAUUUUUAACUGGAUCUACUUACAGGAAGUCGGAUUUUUUGCUGCAGACUCUCUCCACUUAAAACCUCCUCAAAGCUCUUCCAUGUUGCCUGGAAAGGUUUAUCAGAAAGCAUGCUGGAAAGGCUCAGAUCUUUCCAUCUCCAGUGAAACUGUUUCUGAACAUAGUUAUAGCUUAGCAGAUGUACUGGUAUGACAGUUGAGAGACUACUGCUGUUAAUGAAGUAUUCUACUACCUUGGCAUAUAUAGACACUUUUCACUUGGUACUUCUGACUGCAAAGUAUUGAUGUUUAGGCUAUUAUAAGUAGUUGUGCAUUAUAUUUUUUUGUGAGUUUUAGAGGACAGAACUGGGUAAAUUUUUCUUCUCCUUCAGGGUAACACAGCUUUUCAUGAGUCAUUCAUCUUGAAAUCUUGAAUGUACACCAGAGUGAUAUCAAGUUGGUUGUUGUGACACCUUAUCAAUAUGGUGCCCAUUUUUAGUUUCUUCUAGCAGUGGAAUGAUUGAAGUAUUGUCUCAUGGAGACAAUGGCCUCAUUUGAGAAUAUCUUGGUGACUCUGGAUAAGAGUCAAAUAAUUUGUCUGAGUGAGGAGGAGGCAACUGAAAGUCAUAGCUGAAAUAUUACCAAAAAUCCUUAACUGGUUGGAUUUGUCCAUCAUUGGCUUGAAGAUUUUGGUAAAUGGUGGCUUACUGGUUUCUCAAAUGCCAGCAAUGGCCAAGCACUUUCUUUUAAUUUUCUUCAAUUUGAACUUUGCUUAAGUUAAUUAAGCUUUUGUCAUCUCAGGGUACCAUUUUAGCAAUGAGAUUUACCAGACCUUCUCUGUCAAUGCAAAAACUUUGGCUACUAAAGAACAUACGAGGUGUAGAGAGUAAACUCAAUGCUCAGCAGUGCUUGAAGAAUGAUUCCCACCUCAGUAAUUUCUCUCCACUGUUAUUGAAAUAAUACUGCAUUUAAAUCCUAUAGCCAUGGUGUCAAUUUACCAAAAUCUUCCCUGCCUAAAUUAUUCUUCACUUAAAUGAAGCUCAAAGUUUUAUAACAAUCCACCUAUCAUUUAAAAAAUGGGAUUGCAAAGUAGUGUCAUAGUAUCACCCCAUAAUACAGAUUUUUUUACAUAUCAUUUUUACAUAUUUGAAAGAACUCCAUUAACUCAGUUGCAUGCAACUUUUUGCAAUAAGAGACUCAACAUAAAGCAAUACCAAAACACAGUUAAUACUUCUACUAAUUUUAUUUAGCCAAGUUCCAGAUUUUGCAUAAUUUUGCCACUGCUUCUGGCAUGAUAGCAGAUAUGAGGUUAUCCGUGCCUACCUUUUGGUGCUGAGAGAGGAUUCAGCUGUGUGGCACCUUACCAUCCUCUGCUACCAAAAAAAUAAUAAAAAAAAUUUCCACUAGGAAAUGUGGCAUACCUCUGGUAGAUGUUGUUUGGCCUACCUUCUGGGUUCAGACACUGAACUGGAUGCAUUAUUUGGGAAGGGAUUUAAUACCAGCUACCUCGUAGCCACAAGGUGUUACAGGAAAAAGAUUGAAAAAAACCCCAAACUAUUAUAAUGUAUCCUGAGACUGAAGGACAGCAUGGUUAUUUUGCCUAUAUAUUAAUUUCUAACCUUGCCUAUACUUUUCCUCACAAUCCUUCCCUGAUAUGGUCUGUCAGCUUUUUCAAGAAGACACUUGGUUGUGCAUAGAGUAAGAAUAGCUGCACCAGCUCAAGGCACAAGCCCCAUGGCCAGCCCUGUGUCCUUGGCUGUGUACCUUGGUAGGGAUACAGUCCUGUCCAAGGACCUCCACUGAUCCUGCACAUUAGGGACACCUUCAGCUGUUGACUUCCAGACAUCUUCAGGGCUCUAUAUCCAACAUGUACACUUCAAAUGCUUCCCAAAUCAGGGUGGUGCACUAUGAUGAGUAGUCUGGGUUUGUCCUAUAUUCUGUGAAUUUACUUCCUUCUUCUGUCAAUCUCUCUGUCUUGCCCUUCUUUCUCCUGAAGUAGAAUGACCAGGGCUGCAUGAAUUAUUCAACAUAAGAGUGUAUGAUGUAUUUAUACAGUGAUAUAGCGAUACAGUGUAUUUAUACAGUGAUAUAUAUAUAUAUAUAUGUUUUCUAUUUUGUUUACAGUUUCUUUCUUAAUCAUCCAAAUAUCCUGUUUCACAUUUUUACUUGAUACUGGGUGCUUGACUUGAUAUUUUCAGAGAUGUCUGAUGUUAAUUCCUUAUUUUUUUUCUUCUCAAGCAAUAGGUAAUUUGUAGUCCCUGCCUGUGUGUGUACAGUUAGACUUAUUUACCUCUUGUUCAGCUCUUUCUGUUUUAUCAGAUUUCAUCACUCCUUCAUGGCUAAGGGCAUUGAAAAUUGUGAAAUCAUUUUGCAGUUCUUUCCAAGCACUUCCUUACUGAUUUAACUUAUAAAAAACAUUUUGUAUCAAACUUUCUCAUCUGACAGU